Messenger RNA from Drosophila kikkawai, 1946 nucleotides. It is a transcript of the gene Dsor1, whose product is annotated as mitogen-activated protein kinase kinase 1. Lineage: Eukaryota; Metazoa; Arthropoda; Insecta; Diptera; Drosophilidae. Gene Ontology annotation, biological process: protein phosphorylation. Gene Ontology annotation, molecular function: ATP binding; protein kinase activity. The record is from RefSeq and is a predicted model, not a curated record.
UUUGCGUGUGGCAACACUAACUCGUGCAGCAAAAAAAAAAACCAAGUCGGCGAAUUUUUUUGCAAAAGAACGGAAUAUAAACCAAUUGAUUGUUUUUGUUGUGACUCUUAAUGUGGCUUUGUGCAAGAUAAACAAACUUAAAGCCGACGAUCUUACGCGGCAGUGAAAGAAAACGAAAACUCUUGCUGCUGGCCGGCCCCCUCCCGCCGACGCCCCUUAGCCCCCAUCCCCCUCGGACGCGUCGCUGUGCGUGCAUUGUUGUUGUUUCCGUUUAGCUGGAUUGCACUCGUUUUUUUUUUUUUGCGUGUUUGUUGCUCUCUUUUCGGUUCGGUUUGCGGCUCCGUGUUUUUAGGUGGAAUAAUAUUAAACAGUAUUGCUAAGCUAUGUCGAAAAACAAGCUGAAUCUGGUGCUGCCGCCGGUGAAUACGGAAGCAACUGUUGCCGCCGCCCAAGUGGCGCCGACACCGCCGUUCAAAACCCCCUCGGGCACAGACACACACAGUUUGCUGGGCAAGCCGAAGACGAGCAUCGAUGCGCUAACGGAAACGCUGGAGGGCCUGGACAUGGACGACACUGAGCGGAAGCGGAUCAAGGUGUUCCUCAGCCAAAAGGAGAAGAUCGGCGAGCUCUCUGACGAAGAUCUUGAGAAGCUUGGCGAGCUGGGCUCUGGCAACGGCGGCGUUGUGAUGAAGGUCCGCCACACGCACACACACUUAAUUAUGGCCAGGAAACUGAUCCAUCUGGAGGUCAAGCCGGCGAUCAAGAAACAGAUUCUGCGCGAACUUAAAGUCCUCCACGAAUGCAACUUCCCACACAUUGUCGGCUUCUAUGGGGCCUUCUACAGUGACGGUGAGAUAAGCAUUUGCAUGGAAUACAUGGACGGCGGAUCACUGGACCUAAUCCUCAAGCGGGCGGGCCGGAUACCAGAGUCCAUCCUAGGCCGGAUCACUCUGGCGGUGCUCAAGGGCCUAAGCUAUCUGCGCGACAAGCAUGCCAUCAUCCAUCGGGACGUCAAGCCGAGCAACAUUCUUGUCAACAGCAGCGGCGAGAUAAAGAUCUGUGAUUUCGGCGUUUCCGGCCAACUGAUAGACUCGAUGGCCAACUCCUUUGUGGGCACCCGCAGCUACAUGUCGCCUGAGCGAUUGCAGGGCACACACUAUUCGGUGCAGUCGGACAUCUGGUCGCUGGGCCUGUCGCUGGUAGAGAUGGCCAUCGGCAUGUACCCCAUCCCACCGCCGAACACCGCCACUUUGGAGUCCAUAUUUGCUGACAAUGCGGACAAUGAUGGCGGCCAGCCGGUGGACGAGCCGCGGGCAAUGGCCAUCUUCGAGUUGCUGGACUACAUUGUGAACGAGCCACCGCCAAAGCUGGAGCACAAGAUAUUCUCCAACGAGUUCAAGGACUUUGUGGACAUCUGCCUGAAGAAGCAGCCCGACGAGCGGGCCGAUCUCAAGACCCUGCUGAGUCAUCCCUGGAUACGCAAGGCGGAGGUGGAGGAGGUGGAUAUAUCGGGCUGGGUGUGCAAGACAAUGGAUCUGCCGCCGUCGACGCCGAAGCGGAAUACGUCGCCCAACUAGAUGUGGCCGCAAUGGAUCUCCCGAUCCUCCAAUCCCCCCCGGAUUCCCGAUUUUCAGUCUCCCCCCUCCCCCGUUUUCCUAUGUAUAUCCGCUCACGCAUACACGUUAUUUAUUUGAAUGUAGCCCAUGUACUGUUGUAUCAUAUGUAGCCGGAUAUAUAUAUAUAUACGUUUUAGGUGUAUAUGCAUGUUAUAUAUAUCCAGUUCUUUCGAUUCCUUCCGAUGUCUCUGCGUGUGUGGUGCUUCCUCUCCCCCCGCCCCACCCCCCAUCGGCUCUUUGUCCAACUUUGCGUUGGAGCCGAGCAAAAACAACUGAAUAAAAGACCUUGCAAUUAAAUCGAAAAUAAAGAAAUCGAAGUCAUACCAUGUA